AUGUCGUAUCCCUAUCUCACUUCCUUCAAAGCACUGUCAUUUGACGUCUAUGGCACCCUUAUCAACCAAGAACCCGGGAUGGUCCGUGGCUUGCAGCCCAUUCUAUCUCGCCUCACAGAUGAUAGCCCUUACAAGACAAACCCACUGUCACUCAUGCAACGUUUCAGUGUAUUUUAUAGGAGUCUUGCGGCCAAUGAGCCGACUCUGCGUUUCAAUAUCAUCCUUCAACGCUCGUUCAAGGACUUAGCAGAAGAAUUAGGAGUCGAUGUGUCCGAGUCAGAUAUUGAAGAGAUUGGCAACACACCCGGCACCUGGGAGCCAUUCCCAGACACAAUCGCCGGGAUGCAGACCCUCAAGAAAUACUACAAACUCAUUGCCGUGACCAACAUGGACAACGCCAACGCUGCAGCGACGAUGAAACGUCUUCAGCCCGCAGAGUUUGAUAAAGUUUACACAGCCGAAGACAUCGGCAAUUACAAACCUGCCAAAGCCAACUUUGACUACUUGUUUGAUCACGUCAAGAGCGAUCUGCAAAUCAACAGGGACCAGGGAGAAUUACUCCAUGUAGCCCGAAGUCUAAUCGCCGAUCAUGUCCCCGCGAAGCAACUGGGUCUUCCGAGUGUUUGGAUCUGCCGAGGCGGAGAUAAGAAAGGAAGUUACGGAACAGGCGGCGAUUAUGAGGCAUUGAAGAAAGACGUCGCGUUUGAAUGGAAGUUUGAUAACAUCGCGGACUUUGCCGAGGAAGUGGAAAGGCAGUUCGGUGAGAAGAGUGCUUGA
Fusarium pseudograminearum CS3096 is the source of this 777-nucleotide messenger RNA. RefSeq lists its product as uncharacterized. Lineage: Eukaryota; Fungi; Ascomycota; Sordariomycetes; Hypocreales; Nectriaceae. The transcript has a single exon. The record is from RefSeq and is a predicted model, not a curated record. The coding region runs from base 1 to 777 and encodes 258 amino acids.